AUGUACCGGGCGGCGGCGGCGGCCAUUUCGCGGUCCUCCUCCUCGGCGCUGCGGCGGCAGCUCGCCCGCGGCGGCUUCGGCGGCGGGGGCGGGGAGCAGCGGCAGUGGGUGCGCGGGUAUGCGGCGAAGGAGGUCACCUUCGGCGUCGGCGCGCGCGCCGCCAUGCUGCGGGGCGUCAACGACCUCGCGGACGCCGUCAAGGUCACCAUGGGCCCCAAGGGGCGCAAUGUGGUUAUCGAGAGAUCGAACAGAUCCCCUAAGGUCACCAAGGACGGGGUCACCGUUGCCAAGAGCAUAGAGUUCGAGGACAGCGCCAAGAAUGUCGGGGCGAGCCUGGUGAAGCAGGUCGCGGAUGCCACUAACAAGGCAGCAGGAGAUGGUACCACUUGCGCAACUGUGCUUACACAGGCAAUUCUCACGGAAGGCUGCAAGGCUGUGGCAGCAGGGGUCAAUGUUAUGGAUUUGCGGAAAGGCAUAAACAAGGCUAUAAGCGCCGUCACUGCUCACCUCAAAAGUAAAGCAUGGAUGAUUGAUUCCCCAGAUGAAAUAAACCAGGUAGCUACAAUUUCUGCAAAUGGCGAAAAGGAAAUUGGAGAUCUGAUAUCAAAAGCUAUGGGAAUAGUUGGAAAGGAUGGCGUCAUUACUAUUGCUGAUGGCAAAACAUUGGAUAAUGAGCUUGAAGCAGUCCAGGGAAUGAAGUUGACUAGAGGCUACAUAUCCCCUUACUUUGUAACUGAUCAGAAGACUCAGAAAUGUGAGUUGAAAGAUCCUCUGAUUCUUAUUCAUGACAAGAAAAUCUCAAACAUGAAUUCACUUCUUCCAGCAGUGCAAAUUUCUAUUCAGAACCGCAGACCUCUUCUCAUUUUUGCUGAGGAUGUAGAUGGAGAAGCUCUAUCAAUGCUUGUACUGAACAAGCAUCGUGCUGGACUAAAGAUAUGUGCCGUCAAAGCUCCUGGAUUUGGUGAAAACAGAAGGGCCAAUCUGGAUGAUAUGGCUGUUUUAACAGGAGGGCAGGUUAUUAGCGAGGACCAAGGUCUUGAUCUUGAUAAAGUCGAACUACAAAUGCUCGGCACAGCUAAGAAGGUUACUGUAUCUCUUGAUGACACUAUCAUUCUAGAUGGUGGAGGUGAAAGGCAACAGAUAGAAGAGAGGUGUCAACAGCUUAGAGAAUCACUUGAGAACAGCACCUCCAUGUUCGACAAAGAAAAGGCUCAAGAGCGUUUAUCAAAAUUAUCUGGAGGCGUUGCUAUUCUCAAGAUUGGUGGAGCUAGUGAAGCUGAAGUUGGUGAGAAAAAAGACAGGGUAACAGAUGCUCUAAAUGCUGCAAGGGCUGCUGUGGAGGAGGGUAUUGUUCCAGGUGGUGGAGUUGCACUUUUAUAUGCCACCAAGGAGAUCGACAAUAUUAGCACAUCGCAUGAGGAUGAAAAGAUUGGAGUUCAGAUUAUCAAGAAUGCUUUGAAGGCCCCUCUGAUGACCAUAGCUGCAAAUGCCGGCAUCGAUGGUGCCAUAGUUAUUGGGAAGCUACUGGAACAAGAUAAUCUUAGUCUGGGCUAUGAUGCAGCAAAAGGGGAGUAUGUUGACAUGAUCAAGGCUGGUAUCAUCGACCCCGUGAAGGUGAUCCGAACUGCACUUCAAGAUGCAGCAAGCGUUUCUCUGCUGAUGACAACCACAGAGGCCGCAGUCGCUGAGCUUCCGUCGACAAAAGCCAGAAUUGCCAGUCGCAUGCCGGACAUGAGCGGAAUGGGUUUCUGA
Messenger RNA from Triticum turgidum subsp. durum (durum wheat), 1752 nucleotides. The record is from the annotation of a GenBank genome assembly. Lineage: Eukaryota; Viridiplantae; Streptophyta; Magnoliopsida; Poales; Poaceae.